Molecule: messenger RNA, 8661 nt
Organism: Eriocheir sinensis (Chinese mitten crab)
Lineage: Eukaryota; Metazoa; Arthropoda; Malacostraca; Decapoda; Varunidae
Product: seipin-like
Exons: 5
Coding region: 98-610 (170 amino acids)
Source: RefSeq, a predicted model, not a curated record
CCCUUCUAUCCCACAGCUAGUCCCCGUGUCUGAGGUACAUAUCGAGUUGGCAUCACGGCAUGUUGAGCUUUACUCAGCUCAGCUUCGCAUACAUGCCAUGUUCUCGGGUCUGCGUUACUUCAUGUUCUACUACCCACUAAGUGCAGCAUCUGUUGGGAUUGGCAUUUGUAUGGUUUUCCUGUCAACUGUGGUCAUCCUAAGUUGGUACCAGUUCUCUGCCCCUUCCACACUGUCUCCUAUGCAACCAAUGAUGAGUGCAAUGUCCUACCCCAACCACACUGCCUCAGUCCUUAAUGGCAUCAGUGGCCCAGUACCAAGCAAGAAGUUGGAUGAAGACGAGGACAUGGAAGUGGAGGUGAGGGGUGUUGCUAUGAGUGAACUGGAACCAGAGAACAAAUGUACUAAGAACGAUGAUUUCAAGCCUACUGACCCUCAGAGUAAGGAAACAAGAGAGACUCCUGACCAUGAGAAAUCUGAUGGUGAUGACUUUGAGGUGGUAAACUCCAAAGAAAAGGGAGUGGUAAGGGAAGAAGGUGAGGCAGUUUCAGCACCUAGCACGUGUGAUGAGGGGGACAGUGUGCUGCGACAACGGAUCCAGAGUGUGGAGUAGGCACAGCAGUGUGUGUGUGUGUGUGGGGAGAGGCAGUUUUAGGUACAAGUGCUACAUGUAAUCAUUUGAGGAUCCUUUCUGUUUGUGCCCCAAAAUGUUUAUAAUAAGAAAAUAAUCUUCAUAUUUCAAGGUUAAGUACCCUAUGUAAACACAGGAUGGGCCCUAAAUCAUCUUACCAUUUAGUGACCCAAAAGUAGACUAAGGGCCGCUUUCACAGUCGUUUUGUUUGUUUUGAUCGUUACCAAUUGCGCCGAUCGACGCUAUAGUUUUCCACGUGAAACUGACCUAUGGGGCAGUGGCGGCUGCAGAGGAAGCGAGAGGUGUUGAGAGUGUGUGGUAAGGUGCGGGGCUAGGCUAACCCCGCAGCCGCCACUACCCCAUCAGACAGUUUUAAGUGGAAAUUCUAAAGUGGCGAUCGUCGCCUGGUAAUGAUCAAAACAAACAAAACAACUGUGAAAGCAGCCCUAAAACUGACACUGUAUAUGUUUGUGUGCAUGUGUAGUUCUUUGUGUGCAUGUGUGUGUAUGUACAUUUGUGGGGGUGUGGCUGACUCGUAUGCCUUGCUCAACACAGUGUGAAUGUAGGGUGGACGGUGUUAGAAAGUAGUAUACUUGGUAGGUACCAUUUCAGUAUCACAAAUAUUGGAAUUGAAAAACAUUGGAACUGUCAAUACCAAUACCAGUCUCUGGGAAAGGAAAUACGUACAGCAAUAACAAUUAACAAGUAUUUCCUAGGGGAUAAAUCUGCAUAGGGCAAGACUCUUGUUGCCAAAUGCAACUUAGUGUUUGCUUGGGGGGUGGGGGGGUCAUCAAAUGGAAGAAUAUGGCCACCAAUGAGAAUUAGGGUAGUGAUUGAUUUGAGUUGCCAAAUGGGAAUUCGCCAAACCCAGACACACCAAGUGCAAGACUUUACUGUACAUAUAUCUGUUACUGAAACCAAAUCAAGAAAACUACAACAUAUAUAAUAUCAAUCAAUUUAAUAAUCCUGGCUGUUGAUGUACGCCAGAUCAAAAACAAAUAUGUAAAACUGUUAGCAAAGCAAACUAUUCAGAAGAGAAGGUAGCACACAGCAGGAUGCUCACAAAAACAUGGAAUGACAGUUCCCAAAUUUCAUCUUUGAUGGCCAAAGGGAGUACCUGGUGGUACUGUUACUUAGAUGUUGAUGCCAGAAUCAGUGCCAUUAAACAGGUCCUCAGUGUACUAGUAGCAUCUCUGAUGAAAAAACAAACACAUACACUUCCUCAACAGAGUAUGGAUAUGUAUCAUAGGACAGGAGGAGGCUAAGAAUAAGGACCUUGUUUGCUAUGUAAUGUUUGUCUGCCAAUUCUUAGAUUCUGUAGCCAUUUAUAUAGAUUCCUGUACAUAGCAUUUAUAAAUUGAAGUGGUGGAGGAUUGCAGUGUCACAGUUACAUAAAGAAUCCAGUCAGGGAGCCAAUGGUAUUCUGGUAAGUGCCUUGUUGCUUUAACAAUGUUUACCUGUCAAUCUUCAUCAUCAUCAUUUCAUGGAUGCCUGCUCCUAGGAGCCCCCACCAGGGGAUGGCCAUGGCAGAAGAGUUUCCAACUUUCUCUAUCCAGACACUCCCUCCUUGCCUGCUCAAAGUUUCUCAAAGAUCUUUCCCCCCUCUCCCUAACAUACUCCUGCACCCAAUCUCUCCAUUUCACUGGAGGUCGUCCUCUAGCCUUCCCUCCCUCUAUCUCACUCACACAUACCCUUCUGGUCAUCUCACUCUCCUCCAUUCGCUCCAUGGGGCCAAACCACUUUAAAGCCUGUCGCUUCACUUCUUCCACCACUCCACACUUCUUCCACCACUCCACACUUCUUCCCUUCACCCCUGUGACACAUUCCAAAACGCUUGUACACACUUUCGUUACUCAUUCCAUCCAUUUUACUCACACCACAAGCACUCCUCAAAUAACUCAUUUCCACUGCCUGCACUCUAGACCUCUGACUUUCAUUCCAGGCCCACGUUUCACUUGCAUAUGUGAGGGUUGGUACUAUUACAGUAUUUCUCAAAUCCCUUUUUACUUACCUCCAUGCUCACACUUCUGCCAUUCAUGAUUCGUCCCAAAGACCCUACCACCCUUCUUCCUUGCAAUGCCCUUUCUCUUAUCUCUCCCACCGUACCACCAUGCUUACACAUAACUGAUCCAAGGUACUUAAAAUCAUUAACCUCCUCCAUUUCUUCACCAUUCAAAAUUAUUUUGCAUUGGAAUGGAGGCAUUCAUUCCACAUACUUUUUCUACUCAUGCUAAAAAGCCUUGGUUUAAUCAUGCUUGUUCUCGUGCUGACGAAGAUAGAGAGACAGCUCACAAAAGGUACCAGAGCCUUCGCACUCCUGCUAACCAUGAUCUUUACAUUUCUGCCGGAAAUCAUGCAAAAUCUCUUCACUGACUUACCAAAAAUUCCUUUAUUAAUAGAAAAUGCCAAACUCUUGCUUUUUCUAAUUCUUCCUGGGACUUCUGGCAUCUAGCCAAAAACAUCUCCAACUUCACCUCUUCAUCUUUCCCUCCUCUCCUUAGUCCUGACGGCAACACCGCUGUCUCAUCUAUCUCUAAGGCUGAACUCCUCUCUCAAAUUUUCUCUAAAAACUCCACUCUACGGGGGUACGGCCAAUGUUUUGCUGGCAACACCUCCAUAGGUUUAUGGCGAUGACCAUUCCUGAGCUUCCUAUGGGUAAUCCUGCCAGGUGUGGGUGGACAAAGUGUUCACAAAGUUACGGUUGUGUUGCUGUUGCACUACAGACCAUUUUAAAGCAUCACUGUAGGACAAAUAACAACUUCCCAGUAUGAAAACAUCAUCAUCAUCAUCAUUAGAAACGAGUGAAACAAUGCCAUUUGUCAAUAUUUUGUAGAGAAAAAAAGACGUUUUAAGAAACAACGUCGCAUGCAGUGACACUAAGUAGCUACUGAAAUAUUCCUAAUGAACUGUUGAUCCCUUAACUGUGACUAAAUUAACGCAUGUUGUCUUUGAUGAGUGACAAAAUGAGAAAUAGUGUUCGUUCAUCCAAUCAUAUGGACAAGAUAGAGUGCUCUGGUGGAUUACGGGAGGGAGGUUAAAAACAGUCUCAAGAAUGGGGUGUCGUUCAAGAAGGCCAUAUAUCGCCAGAUGAUGCCUUAGGGUUGCAAACUUGCCACCCUUUCCUUAAAAUAUGUAUAUAACGCCAUUUGUUCCGUAUUUGCCUGACUGAAUGGUUAAACAGAUAAAAUUCAGUGUUUUAAAAAUGUAGUGAGCACGUUUUUUGGUGAACCACAAAACCAGUCUAUAAAAUUAUGUUUCUCAAAGGUCAUCCGGAAAUACGUAUAAAAUACACAUUGUAACGUCUCUCGCCCCUUCCUCUUGCCUUCACCAGCAGCGGGCAGCGGCUGUCAGUUAUGGCAGGCCAGAGAAAUUUUAGGGUUGCCAUCCGGUCCCUAAAAUAUGGAUUCAUUUUGUAUUGGAGGAUGGAAUGUUGCAUUCCUUAUUUAUUUUAGAUCAAGGUAGAAGCCCUAACUGAGACUCUUCCCAUUAUUUUCUGCUCUGAGCACUCGUCUUACAGUGAAAAAAGGGAACUCACGCUAACGUCUUCCAUUUGUACAAAGAGACACGCCAGUCCUUGUCGAAAGACCAACUUGGUUGGCUUGGCUGACAUAAGCCGAUAGAGUCAGUCUAUUGGCAUCAUCCCCUCCCCUUCAUGAGCUGUCACUUCGAGGACAUACAUGCUAGACCAUGACGACCUCCUUAUAGCCCGUGUCCCCACCCGGGGGUUGGCGAUAAAAAAAAGGAACAAGCAGGAUGCUCGUAUACCAAGUCACCACUCGUAAACCAAGGCAUUUUUUGUGAAGAUUUUUUGCUCGUAAAUCAAAACGUUCAUAAACUAAGGCACUCGUAAACUGGGGUUUGACUGUAGAGUUAACAAGGCUUGCCAAAGUGCCGCAGAGUCUGCCAAGUCAGGCAAGACAGUGAAUGUAAACAAGACGUUGCCAUAAGUGUGGUCAGUGUCACCUUUUCUUCAUCUUCUUACCCUCUAUGAAUGUUGCAUUCAACUAUGAUUGCUGUUCUGACAAAGGGUCACCUUUAAGAACUGAUGAGGGAAUGUUGUAAAGGAGCUUUUGUGUGGGAUGCCAAUUUGUUGGGAUCAGCUGAUCCAUUGUUCCAUUUGGCUCACCCCCUCUCCCAUGGGUCCACUGAAUGCAGGUGUGUGAUGUUGCCCCUGUUGCUCUGCUCAUUCCUGUCAACCCUGAGGACUUACUGGGUUUAGUCAUCAUGAACUGCUGUAAUAUGAAAGGAGCGAGUUGCUGAGGCUGCUGUGCAUCUGGUUGUGCAGGAGGGCAGCGACGGUGGUGGCAGCGGGGCAGGCUCUUGAGUGAGAUGACACACUCCCAAUUCCUAAGUUCUUUAUUCAAUAGAGAGCACAUUCAAAGUAUUAAAUGGCAUUUUUUUUGUUGUCUUUGCCUACUAUAGUCGGUUCAUCCGAGUCUGAAGUGUGCAUUAUCGCGCAACGGCAACCUGCAGCCACACGGCGUGUCCGAUUUUGUGGAUACUGUAUGCUAGCCUACGCAUAGUAAACAGUUAUCAAUGUCAAUAAUAUGCAGGCAGCAAUAACAAAUGCUGUCAAUUAUAAUAAUAGUCGAUUAUGAGUUAAAAAAAUAUUAGUAACAUCACAAAUAGCUGUUUUGUUGAUUUACAAGAUCGCUGAUUAUGGUUAUUAAACAACCUUUAAGCUGUUCACCACCGAGAUAAUUAGCAGGCUUUAUAUUAAUAAAACAGCUGUUUGCUACAUUACUAAUAUUUUUUUUUACUCAAAAUCGACUAUAAUUGACAGUAUUUGUUAUUGCUGCCUGCAUAUUAUUGACACUGAGUACUGUUAACUAUGCUUAUCCUAACCUACAGUAUCCAUGAAACAGGACACGCUGUGUGGCAGCAGGUUGCCAUUGCGCAAUAAUGCAGACUUCAGACUCGGGUGAACCAACUAUAGUAGUUAUGUUUAUAUACAAAUGUAAAUUCAGUAGUGAGAAACAGGUGAUAUAAAGCAAAAUAAAAAAAGUCAACUUGAAUGAAAGUUACAAUCUAUUUUUUGUUUUUAUACAAAGUUUACCCCCAAACUAGCCAUUUCAGACCUAGCAACAUUUUUUCAGUAUCUACUUAUCACUAGACACAGGGCCCCAUUGCAUAUGGAAGUGGUCAGAAAUUACAAACUUUCAGUUCGUAUAAUGACCAAAGUUUGGAUCCCCCAGAUUUAACGGAUUUUAGAUAUAACCACCCCCGUCUUCUCAAUUUGUUCAUCAAAGCGAGAGUUUACUGUAGUAUUUUUAUGUUGAGUUGAAUGGAUUGGUAAUCCCAAGAAAAAUUGUUGACAACUACUGCUGUACAUAGUGUUCAAAUGUGGUUAAGGAGGCUUGCAGGAUCAUAAUUACACAAAAAAGGUUCAUAAAGUUCAGUCAGGGGACCAAGGGUAUUUUGACAAGUGCCUUGUUGCUUCAGUAAUGUUUGUCUACUAAUACAUAAGCUUUUAGUUAUUAGUAAAUUGGAGACCAGAGAGAUAUAGUCUGCUUGCCUUAUCUGAGGGUACAUGGUUCCAGCUUCCAGGAUCUCCAUGGAUCUGCAAAAAAUGAGGAUGUUCAUGGACAUGUAUAAAUGACAAUUUUACCCUGUACAUGUUUAUAACUUGAAACCUACCAAUAUGUGCUAUACAUGUCCUUGAAUAAUGUUGUUUUGUUAUGUUGUUGAUUAAUACUGGUUAUUGUAAAAUAUAAAUUUGUAUAUUAUAUAUUAAUUAUACAAGCAUGUGGCUUGUUCUACCAGCUCCUUAACUCUUUGUGGUUUUGUUAGUUUUUACUAUCCCUUUAAUAUAUUCAUUACCAAAGUUUUGUGGAAAGAGACAUGGAUCAGUAAGUCAUUCACGGUCAUAUGUUACAUUUAACCCUUUCAUGGCUAAACGCUUGCAGCGAGCGUUAGACGUAUUUGCUGGUGGUGCUAAACGCUCGCUGCGAGCUCCAGCCGCACUCAAAUCUCCCGCGUAUGAGAGUGUUCCAGCAAUAUUUCUCACAACACAGGAUUGCCAUUUGAGUGGGUUCUCCACUAAAUUUGGUGGAAAAUCAUGUCAACCCAGCACGGAUAAUCUACGGACGAGCAACUGGUGGAUGUUGUUGUCCAAUAUAGCGACAUUUUUGCAUAGCUUCACCUAUCACAUGACUGAUAUUUUGACCAAAUAGUUGUAAAUUUUGCAGUUAGCAAUGCUGCCCUCCCAGCACCCCAUCAUCAAGAGACCUACAGUAGUUGCCUUACGGCUGACCGUCGCGCACGUAUAAAUGUACGUCAUCACAGGCAACACCCCCGGAACGUGCCUGUACUUUCGCAGGAGAGGCUUACAUUACCGAAUCGUAUAGAUUUUGGCCUCCUCUUUCCAAUGGUGUUUUUGUUUUAUAGCUGUGAUGAAUAGUUUUGAGAUACAGAGGUUAAAAGAGCGAGCACUAGCGUCACUUGCUGGUGGUGCUAAAAGCUCGCUGUGAACACCAGUCGCACUCACAGCAAAAAACACCCCCUGAACGUGCCUGUAUGUUUGCAGGAGAGGCCUACAUAACCGAAUCUUAUAGAUCUUGGCCUCCUCUUUCCAAUGGUGUUUUUGUUUUGUAGCUUUGAUGAAUAGUUUUUGAGAUAUAGCGGUUAAAAGAGAUCCCUUUCCCCUGCUGGGGUGCCCGAGCACGCCUGAGGGGAUAGUCUUGUUGCGAGCGCUUAGCAAUGAAAGGGUUAAGGCUUGAAAAAAUUAAAGAGAAAAUGGGAGACACUUCAUCACCACUAUAAAACAGUCUAUUAAGAUAGAAUACCAACAACCUAAAGGUGGUUUUACACUGGGCAGCUCACGGCAAUUUUUUCAGACAGAUGGUAUUUUAUGUCCAAGUCUGGGGUGAAACAUUAGAAUUGGUGGUCUAUCUGGCAAAACCAGCCGUUUUUAUUGUCGUGCCAAAACAUGUUCAGUCUGCAUACCGUAUCCUUACACACAGUCACCAACCAAUUAGAAGUAUUAUAGAUGUUAAACUUUUACAUUGAGUUGAAUUUAGUUAGGUGCUGCAGGAGUAACAUACAUAUACUGGAAAUAUCUGUGAGCCUAUUAGAAAUUAAGAAAAAUGGCAUGCCCGAAACUGCCUAUGGCCUUGACUUGGUGAUUCCCUUCUAUGACAUCUAGUAUUGUUGCUAUGGUAAUGUUUGCUAGUUAAUCUUAAGGCUCUGCUGUUAUUUAAAUAGAUUUCUAUGUAUAGCAUUUAAAUGCUGAAAGAUUGUAAGAUCACAACUAUGUAAGUAUUCAUGUAAAAGUUGAAUUCCCCUUUGAAGGCAAAUAAGAAGUAUGAGUUGCAAUAGUAGUUGUAGUAGUAGUAGUAAUAGUUGUAGCAGUUGUAGUAGUAGUAGUAGUAGGAGUAGUGCCAUCCUUAACUGAGGGCUGUGGUGGGGUCAGGGCAGGGUGGGGCCUGUGACCAGCCUUGCCAGGUCUCCCAAACUUGCUAUGCAUAACUUUUGUUAUAUAUGUAAAAGGCAUCACAAAUGAUAAAACACACACCAGUACAAGUUUAACGUAAAUAUUAUGACAUGUCGAAGAAAAGUAAAUAGUUAUACGUGUGCUAUUUUUAAGGCAAUAAAGAAACAUGGCAUACGUAUUUUACGGUGGUGCUAAAACAAUGUUAUUACUUUUAUUUAACUUUCAUAAGAUAGUUUGAAGGAAUAUACUGCAAGUAGAAAAUAUGAUAUUUUCUUAAUGACAAACCUUUCACAAGCGGCAGCACUCCCACUGACCCAGCCUGACAUGAGUCACGUGUUGAGUUCUCCAGAGACAUGGCAACGCUGAAGACAACUGUUGCCCCACCUCAACUGCACCCUGGCCCUCAUUUAGAGGUGGUAGUACUAUAGUAUAGUAGUAGUAGUAGUAGAAACCCCUAGAUAAGUAGCUUUCAUGUAAAUGUCAACCCCAUACCUGGGAUCUUAAAAAAUCAUUCCAAAAAUUUGAAACCCCUAGAUAAGUAGCUUUCAUGUAAAUGUCAACCCCAUACCUGGGAUCUUAAAAAAUCAUUCCAAAAAUUUGA